CGCAGGGUUGGCCGCCUUGAGAAGCUGCGAAGAUGGCGGAGUAAGGCGUGCCGCUGUAAACUGGCCUCUGGGCCGGGGGCGGGCGGCCCCCGGAAGGUCGAAUGCAUCUGUUGGACCGUGCGAGGAGAAGAAAAAAGAGAUCGGCCAGAGGAAGGAACUAAGCGAACAUUCUUCCUCCCUACCUUACAGAAGGGAGUGGUCAUCUACACUAAAGCCAAGUGUCACGCGCGUCCGUGCGAAGAGACCACCAAACAGGCUUUGUGUUCCUUAUCACAGGAAGAAAAUUUUCCUUGACCUUUAGGUGCUUUUAUAUUCGUCUCAAAAACAAAAUUCUGAACUCAGGACUUGGCAAGUGGUUCUCCGCCACCCGGUGGAGAAAGCGGGAACACCCUCUCGGGCUAGCCUCGGCCUUUCCCGAACGCCUCACUGCACUCACUGGAGAAGACCACGGCCCCGAGGGAUCGCGACAGGUCCCAGGCGAGGUGCACCGAGUCGGCGAGCACUGCGUGGCACUGUGCGCACUGGAACACAGCGCACCUCUCAGGCUGCAGCCAAGACGGCAGCUGCGGGCCGGAGGCCGGCUCCUCAGCCCCCAGCCCUGCGGGGCCGAGCGGCGAGGACCCCUUCAACACCUGCGUAUCCCACUCCAUGGAAGUCGUAGAAGAAGCUUCGUCAAUCGCCCUCUCAGUGCCAUCACAAAAGUCGCCCCGGGGCGGCGUUGCACAAUGCGAGCGAUGCCGAAGCAGCUGAGCCGCCAUCUUCCCGCAGCCGCCGCCUUCGUUUCGAAUACACGCCAGGCCCCGCCCCAAGCACAGCUCCUGCGUCCUCAUUGGACAUCGUGGGUAAUCCAAGCACUGGAGUCCGAGUCCGCGCACUCGUUACCUGAACAGGCCUUACAGGCCGUUUGGCGCCUGCGUAUUCGUGAGGUGUGAGAAAAGCGCGCGUCUGUUGGGACGGGAAAUCAGCCUUUCUAUUGGUCAGGGUUAGAAACCCCGCCUUUGAGGCGUUUUCAACCAAUGGAAGCGCGGCAUUCUUCAUUUAAACUGUCUAUAAAUUUCUGCUUAGUCAAAGUUAAGAGUGGCGCCAGGGAUUUGAACCGCGCUGAAGAGGUUUGGUGAUCCAUCUUCUGAGUAUCGCCGGGAUUUCGAAUCGCGAUGAUCAUCCCCUCUCUAGAGGAGUUGGACUCCCUCAAGUACAGUGACCUGCAGAACUUAGCCAAAAGUCUGGGUCUCCGGGCCAACCUGAGGGAUGAAAGGCAAACUUCUGCAUCCUCUUGUGAUGAGACUGAGAUACAGAUCAGCAAUCAGGAACAAGCUGAGAGAGAGCCAAUUGGCCAUGUCACCAAAACAAGGAGAAGGUGCAAAACUGUCCGUGUGGACCCUGACUCACAGAAUCAUGAAAAGCAGGAAAUCCAGGAUCUCAGAGCUACUGCAAAAGUUCCUUCUCCACUAGACGAGCGCCAAGGAGCUGAGAAUGCUGUUUCCUCAGGUAACAGAGAUUCAAAGGUACCUUCAGAAAGAAAGAAAUUUCUCUACACGGAUGAGUCAUCCAAACCUGGAAAAAAUAAAAGAACUGCAAUCACUACUCCAAACUUUAAGAAGCUUCAUGAAGCUCAUUUUAAGGAAAUGGAGUCCAUUGAUCAAUAUAUUGAGAGAAAAAAGAAACAUUUUGAAGAACACAAUUCCAUGAAUGAACUGAAGCAGCAGCCCAUCAAUAAAGGAGGGGUCAGGACUCCAGUACCUCCAAGAGGAAGACUCUCUGUGGCUUCUACUCCCAUCAGCCAACGACGCUCGCAAGGCCGGUCUUGUGGCCCUGCAAGUCAGAGUACCUUGGGUCUGAAGGGGUCACUCAAGCGCUCUGCUAGCUCUGCAGCUAAAACAGGUGUCAGGUUUUCAGCUGCUACUAAAGAUAAUGAGCAUAAGCGUUCACUGACCAAGACUCCAGCCAGAAAGUCUGCACAUGUGACCGUGUCUGGGGGCACCCCAAAAGGCGAGGCUGUGCUUGGGACACACAAAUUAAAGACCAUCAAGGGGAAUUCUGCUGCUGUUAUUACCCCAUUCAAGCUGACAACUGAGGCAACACAGACUCCAGUCUCCAGUAAGAAACCAGUGUUUGAUCUUAAAGCAAGUUUGUCUCGUCCCCUCAACUAUGAACCACACAAAGGAAAGCUAAAACCAUGGGGGCAAUCUAAAGAAAAUAAUUAUCUAAAUCAACAUGUCAACAGAAUUAACUUCUACAAGAAAACUUACAAACAACCCCAUCUCCAGACAAAGGAAGAGCAACGGAAGAAACGCGAGCAAGAACGAAAGGAGAAGAAAGCAAAGGUUUUGGGAAUGCGAAGGGGCCUCAUUUUGGCUGAAGAUUAAUAAUUUUUUAACAUCUUGUAAAUAUUCCUGUAUUCUCAACUUUUUUCCUUUUGUAAUUUUUUUUUUUUUUUUUUUUUGCUGUCUUCCCCACUUUAGUCACGAGAUCUUUUUCUGCUAACUGUUCAUAUUCUAUGCAGUGUCCAUGGGUUCUUCAUGUGCUACGAUCUCUGAAAAGACGUUAUCACCUUAAAGCUCAAAUUCUUUGGGAUGGUUUUUACUUAACUCUGUAAAUAAUUCAGGUUUCUAAUGAAACCCAUCCUAAAAUUCUGUUUCUAGAUUUUUAAUGUCAAGUUCCCAAGUUCCUCCUGCUGGUUCUAAUAUUAACAGAACUGCAGUCUUCUGCUAGCCAAUAGCAUUUACCUGAUGGCAGCUAGUUAUACAAGCUUCAGGAGAAUUUGAAUAACAAGAACAGGGUAAGCUGGGAUAGAAAGGCCACCUCUUCAUUCUCUAUAGAAUAUAGUAACCUUUAUGAAAUGGGGCCAUAUAGUUUGGUUAUGACAUCAAUAUUUUACCUAGGUGAAAUUGUUUAGGCUUAUGUACCUUCGUUGAAAUAGCCUCAUGUAAUUGCCAUCUGUUACUCACUAUAUUCGCAAAAAUAAAACUCUACAACUCAUUCUAACAUUGCUUACUUAAAAGCUACAUACCCCUAUCGAAAUGCGAGGAUUAAUGCUUUAAUGCUUUUAGAGACAGGGUCUCACUGUGUUGCCCAGGCUGGUCUCAAACUCCACCAAAUGUACUUCUUAUUCAUUUUAUGGAAAAGACUAGACUUUGCUUAGUAUCAUGUCCAUGUUUCCUUCACCUCAGUGGAGCUUCUGAGUUUUAUACUGCUCAAGAUUGUCAUAAAUAAAAUUUUUUCUCAUUGUGGUA
Messenger RNA from Symphalangus syndactylus (siamang), 3233 nucleotides. It is a transcript of the gene NUSAP1, whose product is annotated as nucleolar and spindle associated protein 1. Gene Ontology annotation, molecular function: microtubule binding. Gene Ontology annotation, biological process: mitotic chromosome condensation; establishment of mitotic spindle localization; mitotic cytokinesis. The record is from RefSeq and is a predicted model, not a curated record. Gene Ontology annotation, cellular component: nucleolus; microtubule; mitotic spindle. Lineage: Eukaryota; Metazoa; Chordata; Mammalia; Primates; Hylobatidae.